CAGUAGUAAUGUAGCACAUGCACGGGACGCAUGUCGUUUUUUCGUAAAAUGUAAUUAUUUGUUAUUUGUGAUUGCUUAAUUAAAUUACAUUGGACGUGAACUAAAAAGAAACUAAUAAUUUAUGAAAACGUGAAAAAUGUUUUUGAUUUUUAUUCAUUAAAUAUUUUUUAUCAUAAAUUAUAUUAGUAGUUUUUGAAGAUGUCAAAUGAACCAAAAAUAUUGAUUAUUGGAGCUGGAGCUGCAGGUAUUGCGGCUGCUUCUCGUCUUUUACAAAGAGGUUUUAAAAAUGUUACGAUACUGGAAGCAAAAGAUAGAAUUGGUGGUAGAAUUCAUACUGUAGAAUUUGGUAAAAAUUUUAUCGAGCUGGGAGCACAAUGGUGUCAUGGAGAAAAAAAUAAUAUUGUUUAUGAUCUUGCCUCACCUCAUAAUCUAUUAGAAUCUUCAAAAAAUAUUCAUGAUCAUUCUAGACAUAUCUUUGUUGAUGCAAAUGGUGAAGUGAUACCUCAAAACGAAACUAAAGAAAUCAAAAGGAUUUAUUAUAAAAUUCUUGAUGAUGCAUCAAAUACUGCACACGAACCAAAAACUAAUUUUGGAGAUUAUUUUACAAAUCAAUUUCACAAAGAAAUUAAACACAAUACUUUGAUUAGUGAACAUAGAGCUGAAAAAAUUUUAGAUUGGAUGCAUAAAUAUGAAAAUUCUAUUGAUUGUUGUGAUACUUGGUUUGAAUUAUCUGCUACAAGAUUGAAAGAAUAUUGGGAAUGUGAUGGCGAUCCUUUGUUAAACUGGAAAACACUAGGAUAUAACAAAAUUUUUGAUUUAUUGACAAAUAAUUAUCCAGAUCCAAAAAAGAGACUGCCAGUACUUGAAAAGAUUUUAUUUAACAAAGAAGUUUCACAAAUUGAUUACAGUUAUGAUGAUAAAAUUAUUGUUACAACAUCAGAUAAGACAAAUUAUAUAGUAGAUAGUGUUAUUUUUACUGGUUCUUUAGGAGUACUAAAAGAAAAUCAUCAAAAUAUAUUUCAUCCAUCUCUGAGUCUCAAUAAAAUUAAAGCAAUUGAGAAUUUUAAUAUAGGGGUAGCUGACAAAAUUUUCCUAGAAUUUCCCAAUCAAUGGUGGCCAGAAAAAACUGGAGCAAUAUGCAUUAUGUGGUCUGAAGAACAAAAACAAAAAUUUUUAGAAACCUAUGGACAAUCUCGUUAUUGGAUGACUAGUUUAUUUUUAUUUUUUGCUGUUGAUUAUCAACCUCAAAUUUUAUCGGGGUGGUUAGUGGGACCAGCUGCAAAGCAUGUAGAAUCAUUAUCAGAUGAAGAAAUUGUUAGUGAAUUCUAUUUUAUGUUAAAGAAGUGUUUAGGACAUAUAUAUGAUAUUCCUGAACCAACAAAAAUGAAGAGGUCGAAAUGGUUUAGCGAUAAACAUAUAAGAGGAUCAUAUAGUUAUAGAAGUUUAAAAACUGAAGAAUCAGACGUUCAAGCCAAAGAUUUGUCAGAUCCAAUUAAAAAAUCACAUGGAAAACCUGUUGUUUUGUUUGCUGGAGAAGCAACACACGAGCAUUACUUUUCUACUGUACAUGGAGCCAUUGAAACAGGUUUCAGAGAAGCUAACAGAUUAAUUGAAUAUUAUAAGUGCCUCAAACCACAUUUGUAAAUGUUUUUAGAAGCUGUCAUCACAUAAAAAAACUGCUACCAAUUUAAUGGCGAAUCCAUGAUUUAUUGUUUUAUUGUGUAUUAAUUAAUCAAGUAUUAUGAUAAGCA
Trichogramma pretiosum is the source of this 1751-nucleotide messenger RNA. RefSeq names its product spermine oxidase-like. The record is from RefSeq and is a predicted model, not a curated record. Lineage: Eukaryota; Metazoa; Arthropoda; Insecta; Hymenoptera; Trichogrammatidae. Bases 199 to 1644 code for a protein of 481 amino acids. Gene Ontology annotation, molecular function: polyamine oxidase activity. The transcript has 10 exons.